Messenger RNA from Diospyros lotus (date-plum), 2220 nucleotides. Its product is annotated as protein FAR1-RELATED SEQUENCE 5-like. The record is from RefSeq and is a predicted model, not a curated record. The transcript has 8 exons. NCBI's taxonomy places the organism in Eukaryota, Viridiplantae, Streptophyta, Magnoliopsida, Ericales, Ebenaceae. Gene Ontology annotation, biological process: regulation of DNA-templated transcription. The coding region runs from base 1 to 2220 and encodes 739 amino acids.
AUGACAGACAAAGGAAACGUAGUUCGUAGUUCUGAAGACGAAUGUUAUGAAGUGCCUAACGAAUUACUAGUCACAGAAAAUCUUGAUGUACACAAUGAUGAAACCUUAGUAAAAGAUAGUCAGAUUGUCCCGGAGGUUGGGAUGAACGUAGGCUUUCCAGUUAGAAAAAGAAAUUCGAAGAAGGGUGAUGAUGGUGCUUUGAGAUAUGUGACAUUUGAAUGUAGUCGGGGGGGUAAUAGAGUUGGUAGCACAAGCACUUCUUUGAAGCCCCAACCAACAAUCCAUAUAGGCUGUAAAGCCAAGAUAACAGCUGGUACAAAUUUGAAUGGUGUUUGGCGUAUUAAUAAAGUAUAUCUUGAACACAAUCAUAAAAUAAGUCCGUCCAAAUCAAGGCUUUACCGAUGCAAUCGUGAAGUUAGUGCACAUAUUAAACGGAGGCUUGAAGUUAAUGAUUUAGCCGGGAUUCCUUUACAUAAAAGUUUUAAUUCAGCUGUUGUCGAAGCUGGUGGAUACGACCAGUUGGCAUGCAUAGAAAAGGAUUGUCGAAACUACAUUGAAAAAGUAAGGCGACUACUACUUGGGGAAGGAGAUGCUAUAGCAAUACAAGCUUACUUUUCAAAAAUGCAAACAAUGUGUCCCGGUUUCUACUUCAAUAUAGAUUUGGAUGAGGAAUGCCAGUUGAAGAAUGUAUUUUGGGCUGAUAACAGGUGUAGGCAAACAUAUAAAGAGUUCAGAGAUGUUGUAACAUUUGAUACAACAUACUUAACUAAUAAGUACGAGAUGCCUUUUGCCCCUUUUGUUGGUGUGAACCACCAUGGACAGUCAACCUUACUCGGUUGCGGUCUAUUGUCGAAUGAGGAUACAACAACAUUUGUUUGGCUUUUUAGGACGUGGCUUGAAUGUAUGCAUGGUCAGGCUCCCAAUGGAAUAAUUACCGAUCAAGACAGGGCAAUGCAAGCAGCAAUUGAGAUUGUUUUUCCCAAUACAAAGCAUAGAUGGUGUUUAUGGCAUAUACUAAAAAAGUUGCCAGAAAAGUUUGGGAGUCAUCCAUGUAAGGGAUUGAUACUUUCGACAGUACAUGGUCUAGUGUACGACUCACAACAUCAAGAAGACUUUGAGCAUGGUUGGACUGCGAUGGUUGACCAAUUUAAUUUGCAUGAGAACAAUUGGUUGUCUGGACUAUUUGAAAACAGAAGCCGUUGGGUUCCAUGCUUCUUGAAAACUACUUUUUGGGCAGGGAUGUCAACAACUCAACGUAGUGAGAGUAUUAAUGCAUUUUUUGAUGGGUGUAAGGUUGAAAAAGAGUUUCAAGCUGAUUUUAAGUCAUUCUCGCAAAUGGUCCCAUGUGCUACUAAGUAUGCAAUUGAAAAGCAAUUUCAAGAAGUGUAUACAAUAUCAAAAUUUAGGGAAUUUCAAGAGGAAUUUACUGGGAAGGUUUACUGUGAAGUUGUAUCUUCUAAUAUGGGUGGUUCGAUGCCAAGGGGAAUAGUGUGCAGGCAUGCGAUAUUAGUUUUGCUCCGUAAUGAUAUCACUAUACUUCCCGAGAGGUAUAUCCUUAGGAGGUGGAGGAGAGAUGUAAGUAGACGACACACAAGAGUAGCAGUUAAUUACGAUGGUUGGAUGAACACUCCUGCUCAAGUAAGAUUUGACAAAAUGUGCAAUGCCUUUACUAAUGUAGCAGACUUGGCGGCUGAUGAUGAAAACCAAGUUUAUGGGAUCAUGGAGUGGAUUGAAUCUAAAACAGCUCAACUUUCCAUGUCACAACCCGUACAUGGCGGUGGAAGUAAUUUGGAUUCCCAAGCAAGUGUACCAAUGGCCCUUAAUUCUCUAUCAAUAGAACUUGUUGGAACUGCUAACAUGCUCAAUCCGAAAUACUCGAGAACAAAAGGAGCUCCGAAGAAAUUACGGAAAAAAGGUCAAUUGGAGAAGAAUUCUAAGAAAUCCAAGAUAGUUGCGAGUACAGAUAGAGGCAAAACAAAGGUUCAACAUAGUUCAUUGGAUAAUGACGACUCACAACCAUCACAGGCAUUAGAUUCAUCCCAGUAUCCAAUAUAUUGGACAGAUCAGUCUUUGGGGCAAUCUCAAGGGUAUACAAAAAGCAAUAUCUUGACACCCGGACCACCUUACGGGCAUCAGCAUGUAACGUGGUACCACAUUUUAAUCAAUACUUGCAGGGAGGGCCGGGACCAUGAGUUCUACACAUCUAAUUGUUGCAUUUAG